Molecule: messenger RNA, 1503 nt
Organism: Canariomyces notabilis
Lineage: Eukaryota; Fungi; Ascomycota; Sordariomycetes; Sordariales; Chaetomiaceae
Product: cytochrome P450
Exons: 5
Coding region: 1-1503 (500 amino acids)
Molecular function (GO): oxidoreductase activity, acting on paired donors, with incorporation or reduction of molecular oxygen; iron ion binding; monooxygenase activity
Source: RefSeq, a predicted model, not a curated record
AUGACGCUCCUCAGCUUCAGUCCUAGCCAACUAGCCGCGCUCGGCUUCACAUCGUUUGUCCUCUACGUCGCCGGCUAUGUGCUGUACAACCUCUUCCUGCACCCUCUCCGGCGCUUCCCAGGCCCCCUCCUGAUGCGCGCUACUCGGUGGGGAUACGCGCUGCGGCAGAUGGGCGGCACGCUGCCGUUUGACAUGCUGGACCUGCACAAGCGGUACGGCCCCGUGGUGCGCGUGGCGCCUAACGAACUGGCCUUCUCGGACGCGCAGGCGUGGAGGGACAUCAUGGGCCACCGCGUCGGUGGUGGUGGCGAGGCCGGGGCCGAGAUGGAGAAGUGGCCAAAUUUUUACAGGCCCGUUGCCGACAUGCCCACAGACAUUGUCAAUGCCGGCCGGGAGGAGCAUGCGCUCCUGCGGAGGACAAUGGCGCACGGGUUCAGCGACCGCAGUAUGCGCGAGCAGCAGCCGCUGAUCAAGAGUUACAUUGAUUUGUUGAUCAGGAGGUUGAGGGAACAUGGGGAAGGCGGGAAGAAGGCGGUGGACUUGGCGGCUUGGUACAACUUUACCACGUUCGACGUGAUUGGGGAUCUGGCGUUUGGGGAGAGCUUUGGGUGUCUCGAGAACUCCGAGUACCAUCCCUGGGUCAAGUCCAUCUUCGCGGUUGCUCGCGGGGGCACCGUGUUCCAGAGCCUCGCCCAUUAUCCAAUCUUGAAGAAACUGCUGCUGGCUGUUAUCCCUAAGAAGUUCAUUGAGGAGCGCAAGAAGCACAUGAACAUGUCACUGGCCAAGCUGCGCAGGCGCAUGGAAGCUGGGAAGGAUCGCGCUGACCUGAUCGAGGGGUUGCUCAAACGGGCUGAUGAAUGGGGGUUUAAGCUUGAGAAGCUGCAGGCCAACAGCGCUAUUCUGGUUAUUGGUGGAUCUGAAACAACAGCCACGCUUCUGUCAGGAGUCACAUUUCUCCUCUUGACAAACCCCGAAGCCCUAAAGAAGCUCACGGCCGAGAUCCGUGGGGCGUUCAAGUCUGAGGACGAGAUCGACUUUGCUACCGUCAGUACCCUGCCCUAUCUUCUGGCUUGCUUGGAGGAAGCGCUGCGGAUGUACCCCCCUGUGCCAAUUGGGCUGCCCCGUGUUGUGCCGAAAGGUGGUGCAACUAUUGCUGGGACCUACCUCCCGGAAAACACCGUAGUUGCAGUUCAUCAGUGGGCGAUGUAUCACAACGACCAGCAUUUCAAGGACCCCUUUGUUUUCCAUCCAGAGCGAUGGCUGGACAAUCCAGCGUUUGCCAGCGAUCACCGGGACGCGUUCCAACCUUUCCAUCUUGGGCCACGAAACUGUCUAGGCAAGAAUCUUGCCUACGUCGAGAUGCGGCUUAUUCUGGCUCGUGUCCUGUGGAACUUCGACUUACAAAUCGCCGAGGACAGCUUGAACUGGAUGAGCAAACAGCGCAUCUAUAAUCUGUGGGAGAAGGGUCCAUUGAACGUUUAUUUGACGCCAGUUGUGAGGUAA